Messenger RNA from Oreochromis niloticus (Nile tilapia), 839 nucleotides. It is a transcript of the gene ier3, whose product is annotated as immediate early response 3. Gene Ontology annotation, biological process: negative regulation of apoptotic process. The record is from RefSeq and is a predicted model, not a curated record. The transcript has a single exon. The coding region runs from base 100 to 687 and encodes 195 amino acids. NCBI's taxonomy places the organism in Eukaryota, Metazoa, Chordata, Actinopteri, Cichliformes, Cichlidae.
UUCGAGUUCUUGGGUGCCUGGAGUAUAUCUGACUUGCAGCAAGCUACGAGCAAGCGAAACAGUCAAAACCUAGAGAAAGCGACUCAAAACUACGAGAAAAUGUACACACGGUCAAACAGCACGACUCUGACUGUUGAGCCGGAGAGAUUCGCCUCAUGCAGGAUGACGAGCCGAAGCACGGAGCCGGAGGUUUUUACCUUCGAGCGGAUAUCGGCUCAGGCAACCGCCGUGCGCUCCUACGUGCCCAUCCGGCCGAAGAAGCGCUGCACCCGGGUUAUGUACCCCGCUAAAGUCCGCAUGCACCUUCCUCCUCCAGAGAAAAGCCAGGCCAAGCGCUGGCUGGUCAUCCUGUGCCUUGUGGUGCUGUGGCAGAUCUACACCGAAGAUCCUUGCACAGAGACGGCGCUGGGAAACACGGAGAGCGCGAUCGGCGACUACCAGGGUUUCUCCUUCCAGUCAGCGGAGGAGCAGGCUCGCCAGCUCUCAGACCUGUGCGCCAAACCCGAACUGAUGUCAGCCACACCGAGCAGCUGUGAGGACGGCGGAUCAUCCAAUGAGCAGAUAAUCCCGAAGCCCACCUGCUCCCAGCCCGGCCAAGAGACAGACACCAGCCGGUCCUUCGAGCAGAGCGCCGGGAAAAGCAUGGUGGCACUGCUGGUCUACCACAGGCUGGGCAGCGACAACUAAAACUAUCAGGACUGGUUUCACUGUAAACUGCCCGACACAGGGCUACUGGGUCCAAACCCGAACCGAGCUGGAGCUGAUCCUGAGUAGCUUUUGGAGAAGAGCGGUGCGCCCUGCGCGGUGUAGCCGGGAAAGGAGCUCCAUGCGCCGGCUAA